Messenger RNA from Brachypodium distachyon (stiff brome), 2626 nucleotides. RefSeq names its product exocyst complex component EXO70E2. Gene Ontology annotation, molecular function: phosphatidylinositol-4,5-bisphosphate binding. The transcript has 3 exons. Lineage: Eukaryota; Viridiplantae; Streptophyta; Magnoliopsida; Poales; Poaceae. Gene Ontology annotation, cellular component: exocyst. Gene Ontology annotation, biological process: exocytosis. Bases 516 to 2330 code for a protein of 604 amino acids. The record is from RefSeq and is a predicted model, not a curated record.
GGGUCGGGAGACGAAACUGAAGAAAACCGGAGGGGGUCAGGCGUCAGCUCGACCGCUGGAUGGAGCCUGACUUUCCCGGCAGACGGGAGAGAGAGAGAGACCCCCGGGUCACGGCAGCAUCCGUUCCGAUUCCAUUCCACGGACAAUUGCGUUUUCCGCAGUCUCUCUCUCUCGGCUCUCGCUCUCCCUGGCCGUCGCCGUCGCUCCCCUCGGGUUGACUUGACUUCCACACACACACACACACAUACCUCCCUCCCCUGGCCACUCCAAUCCCGUUUUCUUUUGCUCUUCUUCUCCUCUCCCUCUCUCUCUCCCCGGUGCUUUGUCAGCCCCCUACGCCCCCCUCGACCGAGUCCGCAAUCUUGGAUUGCGCCGGUGGACUCGAGCACGGCCGCGGGCGAUUAUCUGUGCUUGGUGUUAGAUUUUCUUCUUCCGGUGGAGAAAAUCUUUCCAAUUAGGGGCAACUGGUGGAAGAACUCUGGCCUAAUCCGUUAAGAGGCAUAUAAAUCUACACAAUGAUGGCUGCUGAGUUAGUUAAGCAGUGUUCAAACAUCACCCUGGGAGAAGAAACAGACAUGUGUAGUAUUAGAUAUGAUCUCAAGGCAUUGCGGAAGAAGAUCCUUAGUUUGGAUUUCCAAAACUCUAUACAUGUUCAUGAUCCACAGAACUCAUUUGAGUACUUAGAAGUUCUGUACAAAAUUCGGCAACUGUCUGAGAGGUUAGGGAACUUGGACCCUGGUGAAGAAGCCAAAGAGCACAAGGAACUCACUGUAUAUGCUGAUGAACUUUUUGAAAUGGCAAUGGCAACGCUUGAAGAGGAGUUCUUUUACCUUCUUACACACUACAAACAACCAUUAGAACAGGAACUUCUCUCCUUCCGUUCUACAGAGGAUGGUAGCACAGAUGAAUUUUCAAGCAGCUCAUUCAGUGAGGAACAAAGUGAAGGGAAGUCAACACAAACUGUUAGUAGCGGAGGAUCAGAAUAUUUUGUGGCUGAUUUGAUUCAAACUGGUGCACUCUCUGCUGUGAGGUCCAUUGCUAACUUCAUGUUCCUGAGUGACUAUGAUAAGGAGUGUUGCCAGGCUUAUAUAAAUGCACGGCAGGGUGCAAUAGAUGAGUUCAUUGGGUCUCUGCAUAUUGACAAGCACAGUAUAGCAGAACUUUUGAGCACUAAUUGGACCAAAUUAAGUUCAUUGAUAAGGAAGUGGAACCGGGCAAUGAAGGUUUUUGUUCGAGUCUACCUUGCAAGUGAGAGGCGCCUCAGCAAUCUUGUCUUUGGUAAACUUUCAGAAUCAACUGCAAAUUUGUGCUUCUAUGAGAUUUCAUUUAGCUCAGUCAUGCUGCUCCUGAGCUUUUAUGAAUCUGUAGCAAUUGGGCCUCCUAAACCAGAAAAGCUUUUUCGCAUGCUUGAUAUGUACGAAGUCCUAGAUGAUCUACUCCCUGAAGCAGAGUUCUUGUUUCAAGCAGGGUACGGUGAUAUGGUUUUAACCGAGUACCAUGAAGUCCUACUCAAACUGGGAGAAUCAGCAAGGAAAACAUUUGCAGAAUUCAAGUAUGCCAUCCAAUCCUACACAUCAUCCAGUGCAGUGCCUAGUGGUGCAGUGCAUCCCCUUACAAAGUAUGUUAUGAACUAUAUAAAGGCUGUCACAGUUUACAGUAAAACUCUCGAUUUGCUUCUCAAGGGCAUGGAUCGAAGUUACCACCAUUUCUCCGCUGAUAUUCAGUCCAUGACAAACUCGUACCCUCAUUUCACUGUUACAGCAUUGCAUCUGCAGUCCGUUGCUGCAGUUUUAGAAGCAAAUCUUGAAGCUGGGUCUAGAUUGUACAGAGAUGGCCGAUUGCGGAGCAUCUUUGUGAUGAACAAUAUCUACUACAUGGUCCAGAAAGUGAAGAACUCAGAUCUCAAAAGCUUUCUUGGUGAUGACUGGAUACGGGGGCACAAUCGGAAGGUACAGCAUCAAGCGACGGACUAUGAGAGGGCUUCGUGGAGCCAUGUCCUCUCUUACCUGUGUGACGAUGGCUUAUGUGCUGCCGGAGAUGCUGCGUCUCGUAAAACUAUUAGGGAGAAAUUCAAAAAUUUCAACCAGUCUUUUGAAGAAGUUUAUCGAGUUCAGACAGCAUGGUCUAUCCCAGAUGAUCAACUCCGUGAAGAUGUCAGGAUUUCCAUAUCACUGAAAGUUAUACAGGCCUAUAGGACAUUUGUUGGAAGAUACUCUAGCUUCCUUGAUGGCACAAAGCACCGAGAUCGCUGUCUAAAGUACAGGCCUGAGGAUUUGGAGGAACUUUUGCUGGACCUGUUUGAAGGAACUCAAAAGACAUUGCAGCAUUAAUGCUGAGCUUGAAGCUAAUCUGGAAGAUUAUCAUAUCACGGUUUUUACAUUAUGGAAGAAAAGCACCCCUGGCCUCUACUCACAAAGAUUCAUACAGCCAAGAUAUCAUGUCAAGGUUGCUGUAAAUUUUGCUCUGUAUUAGUUUUUCAAAUGAUACUUCCGUUUAUUUAUUAGAUUUUUUUGCUAUAGUGAUGUUCAUGCUAAAAAAAUGUGUUGAUGUCUUGCGUUUGCCAGAACCUUCAUAACAGGAAGCCUGUAUAGUUUCUUAAUAUAUAUACCUGCCAGUUAUUCUGCAA